Jaculus jaculus (lesser Egyptian jerboa) is the source of this 2488-nucleotide messenger RNA. RefSeq names its product UBX domain protein 4 (gene Ubxn4). Gene Ontology annotation, molecular function: protein binding. The transcript is spliced from 13 exons. Lineage: Eukaryota; Metazoa; Chordata; Mammalia; Rodentia; Dipodidae. Bases 128 to 1648 code for a protein of 506 amino acids. The record is from RefSeq and is a predicted model, not a curated record.
UGCCUGCCUGCGAGUAGCUGGUUGUGGAGGCGGGGGCCGCCGCGCCGAGGACUGGAAGAGGCCGGCCCACUGCGGGAUCGCGGCGGCUGCUCACGCUGACUGAACGAGCGGCCGCGCCCGGGGAGCGAUGCUGUGGUUCCAGGGCGCCAUCCCGGCCGCCAUCGCGUCGGCUAAGAGCAGCGGCGCGGUCUUCGUGGUGUUCGUGGCAGGUGAUGAUGAGCAGUCCACACAGAUGGCUGCAAGCUGGGAGGACGAGAAAGUGACAGAAGCAUCUUCAGACAAUUUUGUAGCUAUUAAAAUUGAUACCAAAAGUGAAGCCUGCCUACAAUUUUCACAAAUCUAUCCUGUAGUUUGUGUUCCUUCCAGUUUCUUUAUUGGAGACAAUGGAAUCCCUUUGGAAGUAAUAGCAGGAAGUAUUGCUGCAGAUGAACUUGUCACAAGAAUUCACAAAGUCCGACAGAUGCACUUAUCAAAGGGUGAAAUAUCAGGGACAAAUGGCAGCCAGUCAGAAAGUUCAUUGUCCACGCCAUCUGCCUCAUUUGAACCUAAUGACUCUUGUGAAAACGCUCAGUCCAGAAGAACAGAGCUUUGUGGGACUCCUUCUACUUCUGAUAGGAAGUCAGAUGCUGCAACAGGAGGAGAAAGUUCAGGCCAUGACUGUCCCUCUCAGGAGCCUAGUGGAUGUUCAAAUCAGAGAUCUGCAGAGGACCUUACUGUUCGAGUGGAAAGAUUAACAAGAAAACUGGAAGAGAGGAGAGAAGAGAAAAGGAAAGAGGAAGAACAGAGAGAGAUUAAGAAGGAAAUUGAGAGAAGAAAAACUGGAAAAGAAAUGUUGGAUUAUAAAAGAAAACAAGAAGAAGAAUUAACAAAAAGAAUGUUAGAAGAAAGAAAUAGAGAAAAGGCAGAAGAUAGAGCAGCCCGAGAGCGCAUAAAGCAACAGAUUGCAUUGGAUCGUGCUGAGAGAGCCGCUCGCUUUGCAAAGACAAAGGAAGAAGCAGAGGCAGCCAGAGCUGCUGCUGCUUUGCUGGCCAAACAGGCAGAAGCGGAAGUCAAGAGGGAAUCACGAGACAGAAGCACUGUGGCAAGAAUUCAGUUCCGUCUGCCUGAUGGUUCGUCCUUUACAAAUCAGUUUCCUUCUGAUGCUCCUCUGGAGGAAGCAAGGCAGUUUGCUGCACAGACUGUUGGCAACACUUAUGGAAAUUUUUCCUUAGCAACCAUGUUUCCCAGGAGGGAAUUUACCAAAGAGGAUUACAAAAAGAAGUUACUGGAUUUGGAACUUGCCCCAAGUGCUUCGGUGGUGCUUCUGCCAGCAGGACGACCCGCCACAUCCAUUGUACAGUCUUCCAGCGGAGACAUUUGGACAUUGCUGGGGACAGUACUAUAUCCAUUCCUUGCCAUCUGGAGGUUGAUCAGCAAUUUCUUAUUUAGUAAUCCUCCUGCACAAACGCCAGUGAGAGCAGCAUCUGCAGAACCUUCAGACCCUGCAGCAUCUCGCAAGUCAGAAAAAAGGGAACCAGUCCGGAAAAGAGUGCUGGAAAAACGAGGAGAAGAUUUUAAAAAAGAAGGGAAAAUCUAUAGGUUGAGGACUCAAGAUGAUGGUGAAGACGAGAACAACACUUGGAAUGGAAAUUCUACCCAGCAGAUGUGACACAGCAGGUCCGUGUGCGCAGGAAUCAUUGUUUCUCUUAUGAUCUAAUUCAACUAAAGUUCUACUGGAGAAAUUGGUCUGCUUUGUUUUCCAGCUAAUGUAUGAAAUGUCUCUUUAUCUCUGUUUAUUAGGUAUGGGUUAGCAUUGUUUAACACAGAAAAGUCAAGAUAUGCAGUUAUUGAAUAUGAGGUAAUUGUAAAGGGUCACCAGCUGCUGAGGACCGGGAGAACCAGGAGGUCUGCCACAGCCUCCCCAUCUGCUUCUUACUCAGUAUUUCGUAUGCCUUUAGUCCUGUGCUCCCAAAAAAAACAUGUUCUGUUUAGAAUACUUUUUGCUUCAAGACUCUUAAGCCUACACAAAGUAAUUGAUAUGGCACCAAGUAAUUUGACUCUUAAAGCAUUUUAACUAGCAGAUCAGUUGAUAACUUAUGUUUACCAUUUCUCUUUGCACUCAUCCACUGCAAAAAAAAAAAAAAACAAAAACCAACAAUCUUGUAGUUUUUAAUCUUAAACACUGAAUAAAAAAAUGUUUUUCAAAAAUCAGAAUGAUCUUACUUUUGCUAUACAGGGCUCUAUUAAGGUUACUGUCCUCUGAUUUUUCCCUCAGUCCUGCCCUGAAGGUGUCUCAGCGAAAUAGCUGGGUACCUUCAUUCCAUGUCUCUGAAGGAAGAAACUUGUGGCAUAUGUUGAUGCCACCUCACGUCUCCUAGUCAGUGAGGCACAUCCUCUGGACCUCGUUCUUCUCUGAUGCCAUAUGGAUGAGAACAUUUGUAGUCACCAGUCACACUUCUAGGGCUAGAGUGCCUGUGUUGUGGAGAAUAAAGAUAAAGAUACACAGUAA